AUGUCUGCCGCACGCUUCGCUCCUCUCCUGAGAACUAGAGUGGCAAUUCAAACUGCUCCUGGUUUCCAGGCAAUCCGAUCUAUCUCUGCUACCGCACCAUGCAACAAGGGACCUGUCGACGCGACUAAGGAGACACUCAAAAAAGCCGAUCGAACCGUUUCUGAUGCCGCCGUCAAGGGCAUUGACAAGGGUGAACAAGCUGCAAAUGUGAUCAAGGAAGCUGUUGGCACUGGGGCUCAGCAAGCGAAGGCAAAGUCCGGGGAAUUGAAGGGCGAGGCCGCUGAGUAUGCAGGCAAGGGCAAGGGCAAGGCUGAAGAGGCAUUGGGCGAGGCCAAGGGAAAGACAAAGGAAGCAGCGGGCGAAAUUGAGGGCAAGGCCAAGGAGGCUAAACACAGCCUUUGA
This is a messenger RNA of Penicillium soppii, 402 nucleotides long. RefSeq lists its product as uncharacterized. Lineage: Eukaryota; Fungi; Ascomycota; Eurotiomycetes; Eurotiales; Aspergillaceae. The record is from RefSeq and is a predicted model, not a curated record. The transcript is spliced from 2 exons. The coding region runs from base 1 to 402 and encodes 133 amino acids.